Contarinia nasturtii (swede midge) is the source of this 1464-nucleotide messenger RNA. RefSeq names its product trichohyalin-like. The record is from RefSeq and is a predicted model, not a curated record. Lineage: Eukaryota; Metazoa; Arthropoda; Insecta; Diptera; Cecidomyiidae. The transcript is spliced from 4 exons. The coding region runs from base 70 to 1464 and encodes 464 amino acids.
GCAAAUAUUUUACCGGAAAUCAAUGCAACAAAAAAACCAUUCAAUUUAACGGAAAUUGAAUGGCAACGAAUGGCGAAAAACAUUUACGGUCGUUUGGAGUAUGAACGUGAUUUAUCAAAGGACGUUGAAUAUGAGGAGUACUUGAAAAAUGGUUCUCGUGAGAUGACUCAAAAAUGGGACAACACCGUCGAAAAGAUUCGUCAACGCAAAGUGGAAGCGCUAAAGAAAAAGGAGGAACAAAAAAAGGCUGAAGUGCGAAGAUGUCUCGAAGCAGUAAAACGACAUGACGAAGAAACACGUCGCGAGCGUAUUGAAUAUGCUGAAAAAUUGCUGCAACGUUUGAAAGCCGGACCAAAACAAUUGGAAUCCGCGUACAAGCUCAGCCUCAUUUUGAACGAACAAGAGCAACAACGGCGUCAACAAUUAAUUGAACAGGCCGUCGAAUGGAUUGAAAAUCAAAAAGAACACAUACGAAAUUAUCGAAAACGUUGUGCCCAAUACAAAGAAAGUUUACAGAAUGACAUCAAAGAACGCGAGAAAAUGAAACAUAAUGCAAAUCAACGACUGGCCCAACUGGAAGAAAAGGAAUUGCAAACAAAUACAAAGCAAACACAAGAGGUGCUGGAGAAAGAGCACAAAAAUGUCACCGAUCGACGUCUUGACCGACAAAAUGCCGACUAUUUAUCGCAGUAUAAUUUAAAACAGAGGCGUCACAAGGAUUUUGUGAAAGUACAAAACGAACAACAACGAAUUAAUUGUUAUCUGGAACAGAAAAGUUUGGAUGAGUUCAAUCAAAAGUACCAGGAAAAAUUGAAAAAGAAACGACAAUUUGAAUAUCGAGACAACUUGGCUAAGAAAUUAUUCGAUAGUUUGCCAGAUAUCACAAAGGUUGAGGAGAAAUGCUAUCAAAAUGCCGUUAAGGAUUUUGCUGAUAAAUGGAAAGAGCAAGAAUAUAAGCGAAAUAAUCAUAUCGAACAACUGAAAUGUGAACGUAUUACAAAUCAUUUGAAAGAGAUUGACGCAAUUAAACAAAUCGAACGGAAAAUUCGGCAAGAGCACGAUGUGGAAAAGGCGAAACGGCAUCUGAACGAGAAAAUCGAUUUAGUUUUUUAUCGCCAACAAUAUGGUGAUCGAGUACAAAGGGCCAAACAACUCAGGAAAAUCAUUAAACAACAAAUCGAAAUGAGUGAAAAGUCACGACGUGAUGAACUGAUAACCAGCCGAAUGGAAACAAAUCAAGCCAUCGAAGCAGCAACACAGAAAGAUGACAAACACUUUUUUGAUUAUGCGAAUAAAUUGGUGGCUGCCGCUAAAAACAAAGGCAUUCCAAUACAUCCAUUGAAAAAAGUUAUCGAUGAAUAUACAGUUCAAAAUUCGCUACUUCAACACAGCGACGAUUUACCACAUAUGAAAUCACAAAUUGAUAUCGGCAUUUCACUUGAACGAAAAUAUUUGACGAAAUGA